This is a messenger RNA of Ipomoea triloba (trilobed morning glory), 1620 nucleotides long. RefSeq names its product probable inactive purple acid phosphatase 29. Gene Ontology annotation, cellular component: cytoplasm. Lineage: Eukaryota; Viridiplantae; Streptophyta; Magnoliopsida; Solanales; Convolvulaceae. The record is from RefSeq and is a predicted model, not a curated record. Gene Ontology annotation, molecular function: hydrolase activity, acting on ester bonds. Bases 254 to 1378 code for a protein of 374 amino acids. The transcript has 4 exons.
CCUGAUGACAAAACAGGCGGCCAACGACGUUAGUUUUCCAUGGUUCACACACGUUGAAUCAGUCAAAUUCAAAAUAGAAUCUUGAUUCUUGAAGACAGGAUUAAUAAGAAGUCUUUGGAGGAAUGGAAAUUUAUAUAUAUGAGAAGGAACUGAGAAGUAAGUACGUGUUUAAUCUAUCAUUGCUUUCAUUCUCAUUCUGGGAUUGAAUUGGUUACUGUAUUCAGGCUUUCAUUUAGCUAGUAUAGGGAGGGUGAUGGGGAUUAUUGGGGGAUGGAAGUUGGUAGUGAUUGCAUUAUUUUAUUGCUCCGUGGCUGUGGCGGCGGAGCAACGGCUGAGAUUUGACGCCACGGAUGGGGAGUUCCGGAUACUUCAGGUGGCGGACAUGCACUAUGCCACCGGCAAAUCCACCCCUUGCCUGAACGUGCUGCCGGAGCAAGUGGCUUCCUGCUCCGAUCUCAACACCACCGCCUUCAUCAACCGCAUGAUUCUCGCCGAGAAACCUCACCUCAUCGUUUUCACAGGGGACAAUAUUUUUGGACGGGAUACCCGUGAUCCUGCAGCAUCUAUGAAUGCCGCAUUUGCCCCUGCUAUAUCUUCAAACAUUCCCUGGGCUGCUGUAUUGGGCAACCAUGACCAGCAAUCUACUCUAUCAAGGGAAGGCGUGAUGAAACAUAUUGUUGGCAUGAACAAUACUUUGUCUCAGUUGAAUCCCACAGAGGAUAUUGAUGGGUUUGGGAAUUAUAAUCUGGAGGUGCUUGGGGGUAAUGGAUCUGAGCUUGCUAAUAAAUCAGUUCUUAAUCUGUUCCUCCUUGAUAGUGGGGAUUAUUCUACUGUCCCUUCUAUCCCUGGAUACGGUUGGAUUAAACUCUCGCAGCAAGCUUGGUUUAAGAGCACUUCUCGUAACCUUCAGAGGACUUAUAUGAGCAGUCCAGCACCUCAGAGGGCUCCAGCUCCAAGCCUGGUGUACUUUCAUAUUCCCUUGCCUGAAUAUGCCAGCUUUGACUCCUCAAACUUCACAGGUGUUAAAAUGGAAAAGGGCAUUAGUUCUGCUUCUGUAAACUCGGGUUUCUUUACAACUAUGUUGGAAACAGGAGGCGUGAAGGGGGUUUUCACUGGGCAUGAUCACCUCAAUGAUUUUUGUGGCGAGUUGAAGGGCAUAAAUCUGUGUUAUGCUGGAGGCUUUGGUUACCAUGCUUAUGGGAAAGCUGGAUGGGCUAGGAGGGCAAGGAUGGUGGUAGCAACGUUGGAUAAGACUGAGAAAGGAGUUUGGGGAGAUGUUAAAUCUAUCAAGACCUGGAAGAGACUUGAUGAUGAACACCUUACAACCAUUGACACUCAAGUGCUUUGGACCAAGACUUCUGCACCUGGCGCCCGCUGAAGAAGGAAGAUUAUAUAUCCACCUGCGCAGAAAUUAGUGAUUGUAUUCUGCAAAAGCAAUAAAAUGGCUGCGGGGCAUAUAUACUUUAGACCACUGUUGUCAUACAUAUAUACUCCCUAGUAUAUAGGGCCAUAGGGGUGUUUGGAAAAUGGUUAUCACCCAAAGUUUGUCUUGUUUAGCCAAUUUAUCUUGUUUAAUAGUUAGUAUAAAUAUUCAAUAAGUUUUAAUUUUAGUUUAAUUUA